Messenger RNA from Schizosaccharomyces octosporus yFS286, 1224 nucleotides. Its product is annotated as cytochrome b2. The record is from RefSeq and is a predicted model, not a curated record. Gene Ontology annotation, molecular function: FMN binding; oxidoreductase activity. The transcript has a single exon. NCBI's taxonomy places the organism in Eukaryota, Fungi, Ascomycota, Schizosaccharomycetes, Schizosaccharomycetales, Schizosaccharomycetaceae. The coding region runs from base 1 to 1224 and encodes 407 amino acids.
AUGUAUCGUAACUAUAGCUGGUACAAAGCAACAGAGCCUAAAAGCUACGAAUCUGAAAUUUACGACAAUGGUCUGAAGUUUGAGAGACCCAGCAUCAGUGUUGAUCCUAGAAGUUGGGAACCUUUGGCCAUGGAUCGCUUAUCCAAGGAUGCCACUGGUUACGUUUAUGGUUCUGCUGGAAAACGAGAGACUACCGAAAAAAAUGCAGAGUCUUAUAAGAAGUGGUCCAUCAUUCCCAAUCGUUUAGUCAAGUCUGAUUUCCCGAAUCUAGGGACGAAGCUUUUUGGCAGAAACUAUUCAUUCCCCAUUGCGCUAGGUCCUGUCGGUGUUCAAUUGAUUUUUAAUCCGGAAGGUGAGCGUGGUUCCAGUAAAGCUGCGACACUCGAGCAUGUCCCAUACAUUAUUAGUACUGCUUCUUCUUUGAGCUUCGAAGAAAUUGCCGAGAGUAGCGGUCCUGGAGAAAGAUGGUACCAGCUUUACUGGCCUAAAAACGAAGAUAACGACAUCACCGCUAGUCUAUUGAAGCGUGCAAAAAGUAUUAACUGUGAAGUUUUGGUCGUCACUCUAGAUACAUACAUUUUAGGUUGGCGCCCUUCUGACAUGGACAAUGGUUAUGAUCCUUUCUUAAAACCUGAUCAAGUUGGUGUUGCAUUGGGAUUAAGCGACCCAGUCUUCCGUAAGCGUUUUAAGGAAGAGCAUGGCGUAGAAGUUGAACAAGAUUUGCACAAGGCUGCUCGUGAAUUUUCUGGGAUUAUAUUCCCCGGUACUUCUCACGAUUGGGAAGACCUCAAGUUUCUUAGACAGCACUGGGACGGUCCUAUUGUUCUCAAAGGUAUCCAGAGCGUUGCUGAUGCGAAGAAGGCUGCUGAGUUUGGCAUAGAUGGUAUCGUCGUUUCCAAUCAUGGUGGUCGUCAACAAGAUGGCGGUGUCGCCUCUUUGACAAUGCUGCCAAAGAUUGUUGAUGCUGUUGGUGACAAACUCGAAAUUAUCUUUGACUCUGGUAUUCGAUCUGGUGCUGACAUUGUUAAAGCACUUGCUCUCGGUGCAAAAAUGGUACUUAUCGGACGUCCUUACGUUUAUGGAUUGGCGAUCGCAGGUACAAAAGGUGUUCGUCAUGUAAUUCGUUGUCUACUAGGUGAUUUGGAGUUGACCCUGCAUUUAUCUGGUAUUCCUUCAAUUGCUCCGAAGGACUUGAACCGUGAUAUCUUGUAUUAUGAAGGUUAG